AUUUCUGUGGCCCAAAAGAAGUUAGCAAAGCCCAGCAUUGAGGUUUCUUGCUCGUGUACAAAUCGGAGAGCUCUUGAGAUUGGAAUAGGCGAUACCAAUCAGAGGAACGAGCGACGUCAAUCUUCAAAUUCGCCGCUAAGUAAGAGAGCUAUAUGUUUAUCAAUCCGCAUAAACUCCAUUGCUCUAGGUCUUAUCAGAGCUCAGAGCCUACAGUUUAAAGGUCGAUCCUCUGAGCAUAAGCUACUCAAGCUGCAAGGAGGACUACCAGUAGUCUGACUCAUUUUGAAAUUGUUAUUAGAAGCUGUGGCUACUUCAACCUCUGUGAGUUUAGCCAAAUCGGAGAACAGGCUAGAAAAGGGAACUGAUGGCAGGCAGUGGUGGAAAUCUUAGUUCCAAUCAGUCAUCUGUGUCUCAUCAAGCUCCCAAAAUCCUAUUAGCCAAACCUGGACUUGUUUCCGCCGGUAAGUUCAACCGUGGUGGACCUGACGAUGAUCCAGCAGCUCACCGCCCACGUCUUCCUUCUGUUGGAUCUCUUAAUCUUCUCUCUGACACCUGGGAUUUCCACACGGAUCGUUUUCUCCCGUUUCUAACGGAUAAUACGGACUUUACAGUAGUGGGUGUGAUUGGCCCUCCCGGGGUUGGGAAAUCGACGAUAAUGAACGAAAUUUAUGGUUUUGAUGCUAGCUUGCCUGGAACUCUUCCUCCUUUUGCCAUAGAAACAGAAGAAACAAGGGCUAUGGCGAAACAUUGUACGGUUGGCAUUGAACCACGGGUUUCAUCUGAACGGAUUAUACUGCUUGAUACACAGCCUGUUUUUAGCCCCUCGGUUUUGGCUGAAAUGAUUAGACCAGAUGGCUCAUCCACCAUACCGAUAAUAAGCGGUGAAUCUUUAUCAGCUGAGCUAGCUCAUGAACUGUUGAGCAUCCAGCUUGGUGUUCUUCUUGCAUCCAUUUGUCACAUUAUAUUGGUGGUAUCAGAUGGAGUCCAUGAUGCUAGCAUGUGGCAACUCAUGUCAACGGUUGAUUUGCUAAAGCAUGGGAUACCUGAUCCAUCAUCUUUAACCCUUUCUCAUCGUCAAAGCUCUGAGAAAGAAAACAGAGACAGAAUUCUAGAUAGUGGAGGAGAGUACAUGGCUGAUCCAGUUUUUGUGCAUACAAAGCUAUGCACUGAAGAUCUAGCACCAUGUAAUCUUGUUCAACUGAAGAAGGCACUCACACAAUUCUUUUGCUCGUCAUCCUUUGUGAGAUCUGAAAACCACAACACUGCCAAAGAGAGUCAAGUUUCUGCUGUUUCUUCCAACAUUCAAUGUGCUGGUCGAGAAUCUGAAUUUUUGAAAUUAUUUCUUAUUCCAUCCAGAAAUAAGGAUGAUCCCUUGAAGCCACAGUAUGAAAGCCACAUUUCAGCAUUAUGGAAUUUGCGGGAUCAGGUUUUGUCAAAGAGAGGUCCGUCUUUCUCAAGGACUGUGUCUGAGCGUGAUUGGGUAAAAAAUUCUGCCAAGAUAUGGGAAAUUAUUAGGAAUUCUUCCAUUAUUGUGGACUAUUGCAGAACUCUUCAAAGUUCAGGCAUGUUUAGGAGGUAAUAAUAGAUUUAAAUUUCUCUGUUUAUCAACAACAAAGGUACUGAAUUAUGAAAGAUUUUUCGCAUACUCUAUUACAAGUCCUACAUAUACUUUAAAAUUUAAAAAACA
This is a messenger RNA of Solanum pennellii, 1687 nucleotides long. Its product is annotated as protein SMG9-like. Bases 365 to 1579 code for a protein of 404 amino acids. Lineage: Eukaryota; Viridiplantae; Streptophyta; Magnoliopsida; Solanales; Solanaceae. The record is from RefSeq and is a predicted model, not a curated record. Gene Ontology annotation, biological process: nuclear-transcribed mRNA catabolic process, nonsense-mediated decay. The transcript has 2 exons.